Didymodactylos carnosus is the source of this 821-nucleotide messenger RNA. NCBI's taxonomy places the organism in Eukaryota, Metazoa, Rotifera, Eurotatoria, Philodinida, Philodinidae. The record is from the annotation of a GenBank genome assembly.
UAGUACUAAUUAACACUAAUGAAUUUUAAGAUAAUUUUUACAUCGAUCGAUAGGUAUGACUCAGCUCAACCUACCUGUGAAAUAUCCCUUUUUUUUGGUGAAAAAAUAGCUGCAGAGCUUCAAGAAUUCUGAGAAAAUUUUUUAUCCUGAUCAUAAUUACCCUAGGCUGCUCUACUAGAUCCACAUUUUGCUUAUCGUAUCACUGUAAAUGAUUGAUAAUCUUUUAAACAGAAGAGAAUUUUGUUCUACUGUUAUAAUUAUUUUCAAAAUCAAGAACACCAUUGAAUGUGUUCUUUGAAAUAUGUUUAUACUUUACAUUUAUCCUAUUGAUUCACUUAGUUGAACCUGGUGGUAAUGGAUGGACAGAGGAUGAAAUUCAGGAACAUUAUGAUGAAUUUUAUGAAGAAGUGUUUUGUGAAAUUGAAGAUAAAUAUGGCGAAAUUGAAGAAAUGAAUAUAUGUGACAAUUUAGGUGAACAUCUAGUCGGCAAUAUUUAUGUUAAAUUUCGUUAUGAAAAAGACGCUGAAAGAGCUGUUAAGGAUUUAAAUAAUCGAUGGUUUUCAGAAAAACCUAUUUAUGCUGAAUUAUCACCAGUUACAGAUUUUAAAGAAGCUAGUUGUCGACAGUAUGAACUGGGAGAAUGUCAUCGAUCUGGAUUUUGUAAUUUUAUGCAUAUCAAACAGAUUAGUCCUGAUUUAAAGAAACGAUUACGUGAUAGAAGAUCACGACGUUCAUCAAGAUCAAGAAGUCGCUCACGAGAACGUCGUAAUGCUAAUGCCAAUAAUGGUAACAACAAUAUGAAUAAUAACAGACGACGAUAA